Messenger RNA from Anarrhichthys ocellatus (wolf-eel), 3398 nucleotides. RefSeq names its product G-protein coupled receptor 22-like. Gene Ontology annotation, molecular function: peptide binding; G protein-coupled receptor activity. Gene Ontology annotation, cellular component: plasma membrane. Gene Ontology annotation, biological process: cellular response to hormone stimulus; G protein-coupled receptor signaling pathway. The record is from RefSeq and is a predicted model, not a curated record. Bases 319 to 1926 code for a protein of 535 amino acids. NCBI's taxonomy places the organism in Eukaryota, Metazoa, Chordata, Actinopteri, Perciformes, Anarhichadidae. The transcript is spliced from 2 exons.
GCGUCCUCUGAGGAUCCAGCAGGAGCGCUUCCUGCGGACGGCCGUCCGUCCUUCCGUCCCACUGAGCUGUGUUGUUGCCAGUGGCCCCUGGUGGAGCUGUUGCUGCUGCUGAGCAUGUGCUCGGCUGCUCCGCAGAGAGUUACUCAACUACUAUUGGCCCCACAGGACAUAAGGGACGCUUCCCAUCAACACACAUGUUGUGGACACGAAUCGCUGAACGCACGGCUCCAACUCAAAGAGCGCUGUCGUCAAGCUGCAUCAUGGAGGCGCAGUCGGUUGCAUCAUGGGAGCUCAUCAACGGUGUGACAAAUACAAUAUAUGAGGGCUGAGAGGUUCGUCAUGGAGACGGACAGCUACACCCCAGGCCCAGCCACCACUGACUGGGUUGGGACGGUGGCCGGCCUGGAGGGAAUGGGGCUCCUUCAGGAGCAGGGAGGGGGGGGCUUGGCCAGCGGCCCGGCGUCCUGGUACACGCCAUACUCGCUGGGCUUUCAGGUGUCGCUCACCUCCUUCCUCAUGCUGGAGCUGGUGUUGGGUUUCAGCAGCAACCUGACGGUGCUGGUGCUCUACUGCUCUCAAUCCAAUUUAGUGGACUCGGUGAGCAAUAUGGUGACUGUGAAUCUGCAUGUGCUGGAUGUGGCGGUGUGUGUGCUGUGUCUGCCCCUCACUCUGGUGGUUGUGCUGCUGCCUCCAGGACCAAACAUGGCCCUGCUCUGCUGCUUCCAUGAGGCCGGCGUCACCUUUGCCAGCAUAGCCACGGCCAUCAACAUACUGGUCAUCAGCUUGGACCGAUAUGACAUCUCAGUGCGGCCGGCCAACAGGCUGCUGACCACACGUAGAGCAACGCUGCUCCUGGCUGCCGUUUGGAUCACCUCGGUAGCUGUGUUGUUUAUCCCGUUCUUGGAGGUGCAGUGGUCCAGUGGAGAAGGAGCAGAGGAGAGAGGGCAGGUGACACCCUUGUCGUUGUCCUCGCAUGGUAUCAGUGCCGCAGUGGCGCCAGCGUGGCGUAACCAGACACUGCUGUGUGUCGGUGGGCAGGGCUUCCACACAGGUAUGGCUAUGUACUACCAUCUUAUCCUGCAGGUACCCAUCUUCUUCACCACAGUGGCAGUCAUGCUCUUCACCUACUCCAGAAUACUGAGGGCUUUAAACAUCCGCAUUGGCUCCCACAUGAAGAAGGGUCCGCGGUUCAGGGGCCCUUCCGGCAGGGGGCAGGGGGGGCCCCACAAGAGACAGAAAAUACAGAAGGCGGGGCUCAAAAUGAACGAUGGUGGGAAGGUAGGAGGGGAGCAGUGCACCGCAGAUGGUACCAAACAGCUCUGCCUCCCUCCACUCAUUCCUUCCCCCUCGCCCACUCCCACGGCCACCUCCCCCCCUGCCCUGUCCUCCGCCCCCCUCGUGACCUCUGACACAGGCCCUGCGACCGCCAUGCCCACCACCAUGGGUGUCCAGGCCUCCGUGUCUGCCAUCAUUGCCCUGAGGAGGGCAGUGCGGCGACACAGGGAUCGGAGAGAGCGACAGAGGCGGGUGUUCAGGAUGUCCCUCAUCAUUAUCACCACGUUCCUGUGCUGUUGGGCUCCCCUCUCUGUGACCAACAUGCUAAUCUUGGGUAUAGGCCCCAGUGACGCCUUGGUCAGCCUACGCCUCUGGUUCUUGGCCCUGUCGUACGGCACCACCGUCUCCCACCCUCUGCUCUACGCCUUCACCCGACAGAAGCUGCGGCGUGCCCUCCGUACUAAGGUCAAGAAGAGGGUGGUGUCCCUGCUCCAGGUAGACCCUUCACCAGGGGGCACCGUCAUACACAACUCCUGGGUGGAGAACAGAAAAACCAGCCGGCAGGUGCGGCUGGAAGCAAGCGAAGGUACUGACCGCUGCCUGGCAAGAGGUCCUGUGAGACUGACACACACGGGCCAGGCUAAUUAUUAGUAGUAAUUAAAAAUAGAGUCACAGGUGUGUUCUGUUAUUAAACUCACUGGUGCGUGAAGCCAGUGUAGGAAAUAAACAUAUUUCCACCUCUGGGAGAUGUUCUAAUGUAACCACCAAGCCCAUGCUAAAGACGGCUAACAUUCACAGCAGGGACAGCAGGAUGCUGUCGACACACCGUCUCUGCGGCUGAAGAAAAUCAUACAACAGCACACACACACAAAUGUAUAUAAUUUGCACUCUGUCAAAUGGUGAAGUCUGUUUACAUAUGCAGUUGUAUGAUAGAGCGGUCUCCUAGUGGUGCUUACCUAACUGCUCCAAAGAAUGUGUUUAGCCAGCAGAUGAUCUAGUCUGCCACCCACUCUAAUGCUCCAAGGCAGCUUUAAAAAUAAAGAUUUGAUACACUUUGAACAAAUAAAUACUCAAAAAACUCUUUGAAUGUGUUUGAUAUUGUCUCUGUCUUAGUUCUGCUCUGAUGGUAUGAUGUCUAUUCUGAACUCAAAGGGGAACAUGUUGGAUAUUUACAAGCAAAACACAGGGAUGAUAUGAGGAUACGAUGUAAAUGUGCCAGGGUUUAAUCAAAUGCAGUUUUGCUUAAAGCAGUUAUUAAACGGUCAAUGUUAGUGUUUACAAGAAAUCUUGCAAAGCUCUUUUGUAUAAAUGCAACUCUUUUGCUCCAAAAUUUGUAUCAAAUGGUGUAAUGUCUUAUUGAUGUUUUGCAUGUACUGCUUGGAGCAGGCAGGUACAUUGAUUGAAGUCAUAGUUUAACAUUUUGGGAAAUAGGAUCAUUGACUUUCUUGCAGGGAAUUAGAUGAAGAGAUUGACACCACUGUUACACAGGAGAGUGCUUUCAAACUUCUCAUCUAACUCUCGGCAAGAAAGUCAAUAAGCCUCUUUCCCAAAAUGUCUAGCUAGUCCUCUAAAUAGUAAAAAAAUAAAUCUAUUUUAUUGUAUUAAAUGUUGACAGACUUAUGGGUAGAGUCGACUGGUUGUGCUGAAUUAGCUAGUCAGAAUGACACCGUAAAAUCGACAGGUGACCUUUCAAUAUAAUGCAGUCUCAUCACCAAAAUCAAUAAUCACAAAAAUAACCAUAGAGUUCAAUCAACACCUCUCUGAAACAUUCUCAACAAAAACAGCCUGAAGAAAAGUAGUAAUCUUUGUCGGUCUGUUGUUUUGGAUUGCAUUAUAUUUAAGUUUUCGGCAUGCUAAAAGCAUGCAGUUCUCUUUUGAAAUACCAUUUAUGUACAUGUAAAUAUUGACCAGUGUAAAAUGUAUUUCAUGUGAAAUCUACAAUAGAAGUCACUAAGACUGUAUGUGAUUAUAGAUUUUGAGUGAUUCAGUCGCGGCUGGCUCGUCCAAACAUGUGGUCCCGUGGGUCAACUCAACCUUAGUGUACAGCAACACAAGAGAGUAACUGUCCACUGCAGCCGAGCGCUGACAGACUGUAGGAUUCUUAGUAGGACUUGUGUGUGUGU